Molecule: messenger RNA, 375 nt
Organism: Bombina bombina (fire-bellied toad)
Lineage: Eukaryota; Metazoa; Chordata; Amphibia; Anura; Bombinatoridae
Product: serine/threonine-protein kinase 31-like
Exons: 4
Coding region: 25-375 (116 amino acids)
Source: RefSeq, a predicted model, not a curated record
UCUGAAACAUUUGUGUUAUAGGCAAUGUUGAGCAAUUUGGUGCAGAAAUGGUUUCCAGAACUUCCACUGAUUCAUCCUGAAGCAGAGAUAUUAAAUUACAUGAAUUCUGGAGGCCUUUUAUCUGUCAGUCUGGAGCGUGACCUACUAGAUGCCCAGCCAAUGAAGGAGCUUAGCAGCAAGCGUCCAGUUGUACAUGCAUCUUUUCAGAACAAAAGGGUCCUAAUAAAGGGCUAUUCAGUUGGUAUGGAUACAGAAGAAAAAGUAAUUGAAAGAGCUUCACAAUAUCAUAAAGCAUGGUCUGAAUCAAAGGAGGACUCUGGACUAAUGCCGUUGAUUUACAUUUUCUUUUGCAAGGCACAGUACCGUUUCUUAUAA